This is a messenger RNA of Colletotrichum godetiae, 1668 nucleotides long. RefSeq names its product S-adenosyl-L-methionine-dependent methyltransferase. The transcript is spliced from 10 exons. The coding region runs from base 193 to 1554 and encodes 453 amino acids. The record is from RefSeq and is a predicted model, not a curated record. NCBI's taxonomy places the organism in Eukaryota, Fungi, Ascomycota, Sordariomycetes, Glomerellales, Glomerellaceae.
AGAGCUCCGGGAACCGCGUGAUUAAAAAAGCCAAAGCUUCCCCGACGACAUUCUUCACCAAUCCAAUCAUCAACCUUGAGCAAAUUCAUCGUCAUCUCAUCAUAUACCAUCGUCGGUGAAGUCGGUACAUCUGCCCGCUUUUCUCUUCUCAGUCUUUGCUCGCAGCCAACAGCUCGCGGGAGGGCCCGUACAAUGUCCGGUCAGGUGUUUGCGAAUGAAGCGAUCGCCGCCUCGCCCGCACAUGCGUCGGAGGAGCCUCGCAGCAACGACACGACCACAAUAUACAUCGACCCGCAGAGCAGCACCAGUGACCCCGUUCCCGUCCCCAUUGACCCUCUUCUGCCUGCCGAGGACGUCGUGGUGGUGGUCGUCGACGAUGUUACGGAGCAUGCAGAGUCCUCUGACUAUGCAGAAUCCUUCGCGGACGACCUUGACAUGUUUCCAGGCGACGAUGACGACGACGACGACGACGACGACGACGCCGACAUGGCUGUCUACGCCGCGGCUGACCGGCUUUCCCUCGACACAACUGAGGACGAGGCUACGGGUGCCCAGACGACGAAUGAUGCUGACAGCCUAAUGAUGGGUACUGAUAAUCGAUCCAUCAUCACACUUGACGCUCCCUCGUCCCCGCGCGAUGAACGAGCUCCGUCGACGAGAACUAUCAUGACGGAGGAUCUCCAGCUUUCUUUUCAGAAGCGUUUUGGCCGCACAUACCCAUCAAGAGACUACAUCCUGCCCAACGAUUGGGAUGAGUGUAUCCGUCUAGCUAUCCAACAUCAUCUCUGGCUUUACACGUACAACAAACGCCUUGCCAAUUCUCCCAAAAGGGAACGUGCGGCGCGUGUGCUCGACUGUGGAACUGGCACAGGACACUGGGCCUCGGAUUUCGCCGACGAUCACCCGGAAGCUAUUGUCAUUGGCGUGGACCUAAGCCCUAUACAACUGAAUGCUGUGCCCCCCAACCUCUUUUACGAAAUCUACGACCUGGAGCAGCCUUGGCCGUGGAGGGAACCCUUCGACUUCAUCUUCUUCCGCCACAUGAACACCGCCUUUGCCGACUGGGUUGAAAUCUUUGAAAAGGCUCUCGGCCAUCUCGAGCCCGGUGGCUACAUUGAACUCCAAGACAACUCCUUCCCCAUCAUGUGCGACGACGACACCAUGCCCCCCAACAGCGCCAUCGCGCGGUGGUCGACCCUCCUGAUGGAGGCCACGGAGCUCAUGGGCCGCCCCUGCAACGCCCCCUCGAGCUUCAAGCAGCUGCUCGACCUGGCCGGCUUCGAGGCCAUCGUCGAGGAGAAGACGAUCUGGCCCAUUGGGCCCUGGAACGCCGGCAACAACCACCCCCGCGACAGGGAGAUUGGCGUCUGGUGUCGCGAGAACUGCCUCGAGGCGCUCGAAGCGUCGACGAUGCAUCUCUUUACGCAAUUUUUGCACUGGUCCGAGGAGGAUACGCGCGACUUUUGCAACGAGGUCGAGAGGGAGAUUCGCGGGGGCGGUAUUCAUGCUUAUUUCACCGUAUACUGUGUUUAUGGGAGGAAACCCUACGCCUGACACUGGAAUGGGGAGAGAACGGCUGGGAGAGGAAGAGGAGGAGGAGGAGGAUGUGCAAUUUUGUUUUGAAUUAGAUCUAGUCAUGAUACCCUUGGGAUACGGAUUACUGGAGGC